AGGCAAAACACAUUUAGGGGCGUGUCUUGAAGAAUUAUUUCCUCAAGGAAGUUCGGCUGUCAAAAAAUCUUAAAAAAUCCAGAUACACGGACCUCUGUGUCAGUGGGGAUUUUGGAUCGCUUCUGCUUACUGGGGGAAGAGUCCUACAAGUACAGAAAUUUAAUGUUCAAGACCAGUUUCAAAAGAAGAGGGGAGAAAGAAGUUUGACAAGGAGGAGUUUGAGUGACUGAAAGAGAGCUGCAAUGGAUACCUUCAGCUCAAAGGACAUGGCCAUGAAGGUUCAGAAGAAGAUUCUCAGUCACAUGGCCAGCAAGUCUAUGGUACAAGCGCUCAUUGACGAUACCAGCAGCGAGAUCCUCGAUGAGCUCUACAGGGUUUCGAAAGGGUACACAGGCAGCCGGGCAGAGGCUCAGAAUGUGGCGAAGGACCUGAUCAAGGUGGCAGUGAAGCUCAGUGUACUCUAUCGCCACAAUCGCUUCAGUACGGAGGAGCUCAGCUUGGCCCAGGACUUCAAAAAGAAACUCCGGCAGGUCGCCAUGACUGCUAUAAGCUUCCAUGAGGUGGACUUCACAUUUGACAAGAACGUGAUGUCAAAAACCCUGACGGAGUGCCGAGACUUGCUGCUCAAGCUGGUGAAGGAGCACCUCACCCCCAAAUCCCACGGACGAAUCAAUCACGUCUUCAGUCACUAUUCCAACCCAGAGCUGCUUGCCAGUCUCUAUUCCCCACAUGGACCUUUCUCGUCCAACCUCACCAAGAUCUGCGCUGGCUUGAACAAACUGUUGGAGGAUGACAAAUUAUGAGCUGACUACCCUGCCUGAAAUACAGACACUGCUGGGGUUCAAGUCCAGACUGAAACGGAGGAGAGAACAAGGUUCUCACGUUACUGAACACGAACUAAUAUGUAACACAAAAACAAUGUGAGAUGGGGAAUCCGACUUGAUCUUUUUUUAAGAUGAAGCCACAUCAAAUAUGCCAAUGCAACAGCUACAAAAAUGCUGUCUAUUUCAGCGGAAUUUCCCUCUUCGGAUGCAAUAAUUGCAAAAACAAAUCUUAAUAUGAUCAUAUACCAGAACGUCUUGCAUUUCAACAUUCAAAGCCAUCGCUCACCUGUUUGUGUCACCCAUUUUUAUAAAAUACACCCCCACUGCAAAAACUACAUUUUUAUGUAAAGUAACAAAAAGAUUCCAAACAGAAAACAUGCUGACAAAAAGAUGAUAAUCCACUGCUAUCUGAGCACGUGAAGUGAUUUUAGUGCCAUAAAAGCAAGGCUCGCAAUAUUUGAGAUCACUGUAAAAACCACUGCCAUCUAGCGUUGCAAAAAAGAAUUUCUAUGGGUUAAAAUGUAUAUACGGUGCAACCCUACUGUAAAUGACACGCUAUUUUGUUGCGAUAAACAGUGUUGGAUGAUAAAAAUUAACCAUCACUUUAGGCUUGACAUCUGUUUUUCAUAAAAGUUAAAGAUAUAUGUAUAUUAAUUCUACUGAUAAAAAUUCUAUAGAUUUUUUUUAUAAAAUGAAAAUAAAACAUG
Brienomyrus brachyistius is the source of this 1531-nucleotide messenger RNA. It is a transcript of the gene tnfaip8l2b, whose product is annotated as tumor necrosis factor, alpha-induced protein 8-like 2b. The transcript is spliced from 3 exons. Gene Ontology annotation, cellular component: cytoplasm. The record is from RefSeq and is a predicted model, not a curated record. Gene Ontology annotation, biological process: regulation of apoptotic process. The coding region runs from base 243 to 803 and encodes 186 amino acids. NCBI's taxonomy places the organism in Eukaryota, Metazoa, Chordata, Actinopteri, Osteoglossiformes, Mormyridae.